AUGUCCAGCGCUGCAGAUGCUGAGCCAAAUGUCGCGUACGUGUCUGACUCCGAGUUUGAAACCGAGAGUACUAGCUCCUACGACGCAUCCGAGAGUGCAUCCGAGAGUACAUCCGAUGUACCAGAGCACAAUCUUAAAGAGUUAAGGCCUAGCGGCCCCUCUUACAGCUCAGAACCCGACAUUUCUGAUGACAAAUUGGUUUCUCAUGUUCCAGAGCCAGUUGAGAUCGAGUUUGCACACACAGACGAAGUCAUAGAGCCCCAAUUGUUGGAGGCAACAGCGUACUACCGCCCGAUUAAGCCAGCCGCUGAUGAUCCUGAGAGGUUCAGCAAGCCUUACUGUGAUAAGUCAGACAUUUCCAAGUCGACUUUGGAGUCAGAGCAGUCGCUUGCGUUCCAGAAUGCGACCAUGCGCCAUGUAACUCCAGAGUUUGAGCCAGAGUUCAUAUCAGAACUUGAGUCCGGCGAAAACAUGUUGCCAGACGAAGGCCACAGCCCAUCGUGCGAGCCAGAGAGCACACAAGAGGCUGGUCGCAGCCAGUGCCUUAUGCUUCCAGCAAUAAGCACUGGCAUCGCGGAGAUGUCAGAGUUGUACCCGUUUGCCCUUGGGUUUGAGCCAGAUGUGCCCAGAGCCGACCCAAGAGCACUGAGCAGUCUAGCCAGCGAAGAAGCCAGAUCGGUCAGAGAACCCAUUAUUGAGCCGCCCCCUGGGCUCAGAGUGACGCCCCAGCCAGUAAUUGCCAGAACUCCAAGAACCGAAUGUUGA
Cantharellus anzutake is the source of this 765-nucleotide messenger RNA. RefSeq lists its product as uncharacterized. Bases 1 to 765 code for a protein of 254 amino acids. The transcript has a single exon. The record is from RefSeq and is a predicted model, not a curated record. NCBI's taxonomy places the organism in Eukaryota, Fungi, Basidiomycota, Agaricomycetes, Cantharellales, Hydnaceae.